Messenger RNA from Notothenia coriiceps (black rockcod), 4126 nucleotides. Its product is annotated as bcl-2-modifying factor-like. The transcript has 4 exons. Gene Ontology annotation, biological process: negative regulation of autophagy; positive regulation of apoptotic process; apoptotic process. The coding region runs from base 151 to 687 and encodes 178 amino acids. The record is from RefSeq and is a predicted model, not a curated record. Gene Ontology annotation, cellular component: myosin complex. NCBI's taxonomy places the organism in Eukaryota, Metazoa, Chordata, Actinopteri, Perciformes, Nototheniidae.
GCAAACAUGUAUCAGUAGCUGUAAUGCAAAGAGGGAUACAAGUCGCGUCAACACAGUCCGUAGGAAACAAGGUAGCGGCAAGUUGUCAAGAUACCACCGAUCACAACGGAACGCGCUUUUGCUGGCGGGAGUUUACCGCUGAGGCAUCGGAUGGAUGAUGAGGAGGAGGACAUGUCACGGCCUAUCUCGCAGCUCUGGGGAACCCCCUUUAUGGACGUCAAAUACGAAGAACGUGUUACACAGAUUGCGGCUGGACAGGCCAUGGCUGCUAUCACGACGAACAGCCAUAACAACAACAGCAUCGGCAUCAACUCACUGCCCUGCGGCAUGCAUCGGCAGCCUCGCAUACCCUUUCACGGCAACGCUGGAUUACGCUCACAUUUCCCCGCUCAGUUUGAGCCCAUGGAGGACCGGGGAGAGAGACAAAUUGAAGAGGAGGAGGGCAGAGGGGAGGAAGAUGACAGGAUGGCAGAGAGACCCGAGGAGCAGGCAGGGGUGAGCGUCGAGGCGCAAAUUGGUCGUAAACUUCGGGAGAUCGGAGACAAGUUCCACCAGGAUCACGUUGAACUGUUCAUGAGGGGUCAGAGACAGAACCUGCCUGCCUGGAUGCGCCUUACGAUGGCCCUGUUUGGCUUUCUGUUUCCACGAGAGGCUCUCUUCCCCCGCCUGAGAGGAGCGCAGAGAUGAAGGAGCUUCUUUUCCCCCUCCUUAUAGGGACAAGGGACCAGACUUUUAAAGAGAUGGCACUGUAAGAUGAAACACGGGUUUGGAUUUUGUUUUCUUAUUGAUCACGAAGAUGAGAUGAAGAAAACACUCGUCACCGCUGGACGGAGACUGACAAUUUUUUUUUUUUUUCUCGCCUCUCUGAGAAGAAGCCAUUGCGUUUGAAGAGAUAUUUUCGAAAUGUUUGUAAGAUUACCUAUUUUGUACAGUAAACUGCUCUUUUUAUUUGGUAUUUCAAGUCUUGAAGGACCUCCAUCAGUCCAGGGAAUGCCUUAUUCUCUCCUGCCACAGUACAACUCUUUUGCAACGAGGAAAUCAGUGAAAAACUCCUUUUUAAGAUUAGGCCACUUUUUUUGGCGUCAAACUGGACGUGGACAUGUCUGUGCUGAAGUUACUGACUUUAAACCUUGAGGACUCGAGGCAAAUUUCUAAUUUAUUCUCAGAAAAACAAUAAGCCCUGUACUUAUCCUUUACUGUUUCACACUGGCUCAUUUCUGAAUGGUUUUCAUGACAUUGUGACGGUGCCAGAUUCCACUUUAGACAUAGUGACAUCAUCAAGUCUCAUCCAUCAGCCUCUCCAUCUCUAGUUCCACUCAUGCUGUUAGAAGUGGCCUAAAGACCCACUGUGCAGAUUCAGAUCCUGUUGAUUUAAAGGAGAAACACAUAUAUACUUGAAUGUAGGUUUACUGAAGGUAUUUUAGUCGAAUAAUACCCGACAUAAUCGUGAUUACUCUUUGAAUUUGUGAUCAUGUGUCUGUAGGAGUGCGUGCUUACUGUUUCCAAAAUCUGAAGUCAUUUUGAAACCAAAUAAGCACAAACAAAUCUCCUUUGUGGGAUCACAAUCAGGGAACUGGAAAAACAAUCACACAGCUGAAAAGCUUUGGAGAGAUUUCAUCGUUUUCUAAAGCUUUUCAGUUUUUCUUUCUCUGGCUGGAGUGACAAUCGCAAUUUAGCCCUUUGCUGCAUUGGGUGGGAGACUUGUGGGAGAGAUGACAUUUAUCAGCAUUUCUAUGGACGAGCAAUAUUCAAGCCAGUGGAAGGAAAGGAAAAUCUUAGGGAUCUGUUGCAUUUGCAAUCAAACUGAGAUUACACCUCUUUCAAAUGUCUUUGUUACAGAAAGAUUUUGGGUCGAAGUUACAGAGAUGCAUUUUUAUUUUAUUUCGCUCCAGGUGGAAGUGUUUCGAGCACUGAUUCAAUCCCGAUGUGCUGAUACAUGUUACGUAUCGACCUUUCAUUCAAGUGCUUUCUUUCACCAAACUGCCAGUGGUAUAUCCAGCUUCACCGAGAACUUAGUAAGAACAGCUCCUGUACAGUUCAGAAAAACAUUUUUACUCGCAUACACAGACACAUUUUAAGAGAAGGUUUAUACACCCUUUUUGCAACGACACAGCCACUGUUUAAAGUAAGGUUUAUUAAGUCUUUAAAGACUUUAAAUAAGAUUUAAAAAUGUCGUCAUUGGAUGUAUUAUUUCAGUCUGCUGUAGAUUCAUGAUAUUAACUUUUGAAGACACUGAUGGGUUUUUUGUUUUUUUCUUCAGGGAGUAGUUAAGGACCAUGUUAAUUACCUGAUGCUUACUAUGAGUUGCAAAUAAUCUGCCUUUGAGUUAGAAUAAAUUAUAUUUCAUUGGACUUUUUAUGUUAUCCAAAGUACAUUCUCUCGACAUCAACAGAUGUAGAGGUUACGACUGGAGUAGCUAAACCAAAAUGUUGUUUCCUGCAAACAAUGAACGCUGAGCCAAUUCACGCCAUGUUUAACUACUCCCUGUCCUUAAUGAGAACAGGUUUCAUUUUGUUUUGGUUUCUUUUUGGAUAAUUUAUUCUAAUUUAUUUUGUGUAUAUUUGCUCAGUUCUACUGUAUAGAUGCUAUCUCAGUGUGUACAGUCCUUUUCUUCUCAUUGUUGAUGCGCAUUCAGUUGUGUGUUUGAUGCCUGUGUAUGGGGAGGUUGGACUAAAAGCCAUGUGCCUCGUGAGUUCUCACUCUAACGGUGUGAGUCUUUACAAAUCACGUGAAACAGCAGACAAUCAAAUGUACAAAAAUGUGCCUUGUGAGUAACAGACCUACCACAUCAUCAUCAACACUUGGCAUCAUUAUUCAAAGUCACUUGCCACAGCCCUUGUUUCACUUGGGCUCUGUGAGAACAACAUGCUACCAUACUAAAUGACAUGACACAAACAGUAUGUCGUGUUCGUUGUGCCUUGAUACACAAAAGAUCUGUUUCACGAGGCACAGGCUCAACCUUUGACGUCUCUCAGCACAAACGGCGAGUUUAACCGCGCUUCUCAAUAUCAGAAAUGACUGUUUGCAAUCAAUGUGCACUGUAAAAACUGUAUUUUUUGCGCCUCUCUCUUUCUACUCCUGUGCUGAACUUCCCCUCUAGAAACUCUGUAAUAUGCUGGAUCUGCCUAGCUCGCCUGGGUUCUUGUACUUUAUUAUCUACAAUCUAGUAGGGCUGUGGGUUUACAUUUGAAGGAGGAAUGAGUCACCAUGGUGCCCAGUAUUAUUUGUAUGUGAGCUGGGUUGAACAGCCACUCAGUCGGUUACCAACCACUGUUGCAACCCUGACUCAAGUGAAACAUUUUGUUAUUCGUUCAACCUUCAGUGUCUUUAAUAUCAAAUUUCUUCGAUUCCAUUUUUUUAAGUGCAUCUUUUCUGUCAAGUGCUGUGAUUUGGUGUUUUUUUUAUACAUUUGACAUGAAUUUGAAACAGCUAUUGUGGCUAUCUUUAUAAAACAUUUUUAACAAUUGUUUUCCAUAUCUUUUUGUAAUUAAGACGAAGAAAGAUCUACAACAACAAAAGUUUUUUUUUUAGGAUUGCUUUUUUUUCAAUGUUGUGGCAUUUAACACUUUUGGAUAUUGCCAAGUCUGCUGUGUCACUCUCAGUUCAAGGGCUUUUUUCAAUAUAUGUAAAUGGAGUAAAAAUGCAUGUCCAACAUUCCUGAAAAAAAUCUGUAUCUUAAGGGUUUGAAUGUAAUUUAAUGGAGUGAAAACCACAAUAUCUCUUUUAAUACAUGAACUGAACAGUGGAACUUAUUUCAGACUGCCGUGCUUCGUGCGCAGAGAGUUUGUAUUUUCUUCACAUUUCUUUCUUUACGUUCAGAGUGGUCUCAAGGAUUUCACAUUCAUGUGUCCUAAUGAAGUGAGACCCAGUCCAAAUGUAGCAGUUUUUGUUAAAGCAUUGUCUGUGUCAUCUUUGGGACUGCUCUGUGUCGACUGCACAGUUUUCAAACAGCGCAGGACAUGAGGUGAUGGAGGGAACAGAGGGACGGGGGAUGUUUGUUUCUUUUUCUAGUGCAAUAUGCUGUACAUAAGAGCUUGGCUCUCGAAAUCUUACAAGUUCUCUUAAUUUCUUCUGUUGUUAAAUGGGUACAUUGCUGUUUUUUUUUCAUUAAAACUUUAUGGACAAU